AUGGCCGCGGACGACUCGUACACGGCAGCUGACGAGCGCGCCCGUGCCGCCCGGAGGGCGGGCAUCCAGGCGAAGAAGGACGAACAGCCGGCGAACACGACGCGGAGUUACGCGGCGAAGCAGCGGGAGUGGAAGGCCUGGUGCCAUACGCCUCGGGCUGCAGCAGACGGCUCGCUCUAUAGCUGGCCCGACGGCGAGCUCGUAACGCCGGACAAGCUGGCGGCGUGGCUCAAAGAGGAUAUCCUGUUACGACGCGUUGUGCCGCCGCAGAAGAAGCCGCGCGCGCGGGAGCAGCUCGAGGCCGCGGCCAUGGCAGAGGCCGAAAGCCUGGCCGAAGCUUUGGAGGUCCCCCUGGCCGAGGCCGCCGAGCUGCUCGCUGACGACCGCGAGGGCUACGUGCCACCCACAGGCCUCGCGACGGCUGCAGUGGCUCACGGCAACGCGAAUACGGAGAAUCCCCGGGGCGCCGCCGUACGAGGAUUCCUUGAGCAACGGGGCCGCCAGCGGGGGAAGCACGACCGCGCCUCCUUUAAAGACCGCGGAAGCGACGGGAUCCAGGCCGGCUACCUCCCCGAUGAAUGGCUUCGGAUCCAGGAUCUCCUUCUCACUGGCGCCGCGUAUACGCCGCAAAACCUCCGUACGCGAGUCGACCUCCUCUUCGGCCACUACUACCUCUUACGGGGAGAACCGCCGCAAGAUGGAGCUUGCAGACCUAUCCCUACUCGACUAUCCGCCUUCGGAGGCCCGACCCCUGUGGUUGCCUGGACUGGUAUCGGAUCAAGGUCCUCGUCGGGCGGGACCGCGAGCAGGCUCUCGUACCCGACGCAGCUACAAGAGACCUGGCGUAUCUUCGGCGCUGCCGGCCUUAUCGCGUCGAAGAAGACGCACCUCCCGCGCAGGGUGGGCGCCCAGGACGCGGAGACCCAUGGCACGUCGCUCGCCCAGAUCUCGCAGGCCGGCCGCUGGAACCAGAGCGUGCUCUGCCAGGCAUAUCUUACGCACCUACCGCGGCAGUUCAUGCGUAUCGUCGCCGGCUUCUCGGCCUCCCGGGGACUACUUCCUCGCGCGUGCGGCUCACGAACCCCUACUUCUGCAGGACCUGGCCGUCCUACAGCUCCGCUACCCGUCGCUACCGUUCUUCGCCUACGCCCUUUUGGCGGGCCCGAGUGGGACGAGUUCGCCGUCGCCGUGCGGUCCACCGCGGUAGGGCUAUGGCGCCGGGCGGCCUCGAUGCCCUCCUCCAAGGCAAGGUCCUAUCACCUUUACCGGCUACUUCGGAGCCGGGUCAGGAGAGGCGCUGGCCCCAGCCCCGGCCCCGGCCCCGUCAACAGUACCUACCUUGAAUCUCAAUACAGCUCCGGCCCCGGCCCCCGACCCAGAGCCUCUGGUACCAGGCAUGCCUAUCGUCACAGCCCUGGCAAGGGUCUUUACGGUGGGGACGUCUGGAAGGAGUGGGAGGAAGGGUUUGCAGGUCAGAAGGCCGUACGGGAGCUGGAAGAGACGUGGGAAGCCGCUGGCGCCGGGAACGGGGUCAGAGUGCAGUUCUGUCGCCGGAAGGUGAUCUGGGACGAGCUGUUGGCCCGUAUGGCGUCCGGCAAAUGCAAGGAGGCGGCCGUUGCAGAGCUAGAGCUGUUACGCGCCGGCCGAAGCUUGAACCGACUCGUCGACGAGCUCAAACAGCGCCGACGGCGGGGCCAGGAUCGGGGCCAGGGCCAGGGCCAGAUACGGGUACAGGUAGGGACCCCGUGCCCGAUGACCCAGGUCCAGGCCGGGACCAGGUCAACUCGAGGUCAGGGCCGUCGGGGCGGAGGACCCGGCUGGGAAAGCGGACCGCCCUCGUCGACGUAA
Hirsutella rhossiliensis is the source of this 1848-nucleotide messenger RNA. RefSeq names its product centromere DNA-binding protein complex CBF3 subunit. The record is from RefSeq and is a predicted model, not a curated record. Lineage: Eukaryota; Fungi; Ascomycota; Sordariomycetes; Hypocreales; Ophiocordycipitaceae. Gene Ontology annotation, molecular function: DNA binding. The coding region runs from base 1 to 1848 and encodes 615 amino acids. The transcript is spliced from 7 exons.